Juglans regia (Persian walnut) is the source of this 2979-nucleotide messenger RNA. RefSeq names its product probable LRR receptor-like serine/threonine-protein kinase At3g47570. Gene Ontology annotation, biological process: protein phosphorylation. Gene Ontology annotation, molecular function: protein kinase activity; protein binding; ATP binding. The record is from RefSeq and is a predicted model, not a curated record. The coding region runs from base 1 to 2979 and encodes 992 amino acids. The transcript has 5 exons. Lineage: Eukaryota; Viridiplantae; Streptophyta; Magnoliopsida; Fagales; Juglandaceae.
AUGGCCGACCAAACUACUUGUUUCCUCAUCCUCCAUUUUCUAUCAAUACUGCUUCUCAUGUCUUGUUUAACUACUGAUGCAAAAAUUCUAAACAUCACCACUGAUCAAUCUGCUCUUCUUGCCUUGAAAGCUCAUAUUUCUUAUGACCCUCACCAUAUUUUGACAACAAAUUGGUCCUCCAGUACUUCAGUUUGCAAUUGGGUCGGUGUCACCUGUGGUUCCAGACAUCAUCGGGUUAUAGCCUUGAACCUUUCUAACAAUGGUCUUGUAGGAACCAUUCCUCCGCAUAUAGGAAACCUUUCAUUUCUUGUCAACCUAACCAUCAGGAACAAUAGUUUUCAUGGCUCAAUGCCUAACGAAUUGUCUCAUCUUUAUCGCUUGGAACUCUUGAAUUUCGGAUACAAUGAAUUCGGUGGAGAAAUCCCGUCAUGGAUAGGAUUGCUAACCAAACUUCAAAAUUUAACUCUUGUAAGAAACAAUUUCAAAGGAAAACUAUCACCCGAAAUAGGGAACUUAACAAAGCUCACACUUUUAUAUCUUGGCUCCAACAACUUUGAAGGUGCAAUACCAAGUGAAAUUGGUAAUUUGCAGAACCUGGAGAUUCUCAGUUUGGGAUGUAACAAUUUUUUUGGCACAAUUCCACUAGAUAUAUUCAAUAUCUCAACAUUACAAAGCUUUUCCGUAGUAGGAAAUCACCUCUCAGGCACUCUUCCAUCAGAUAUGGGCCACUUCCUUCCAAAUCUCGAAGAGAUUUUUCUUGGGAUGAAUGAACUUAGUGGAACGAUUCCAGCCUCUAUUUCCAAUGCUUCACAGCUCAUUAAAGUCGACUUGUCAAAUAACUCAUUCUCGGGCUUGAUUCCAAAAACACUUGGUAAUUUAAGGCUCCUCCAGCUGCUCAACCUCGAACUCAAUAAUUUGACCAUUGAAUCUUUAGAAUUGAGUAUCUUCUCAUAUUUUUCGAACAACGCAUAUCUCAACCAGUUGCUUUUGUCUAUGAAUCCACUAAAUGGAGUCAUUCCUAAUUCCAUUGGAAACCUCUCGUCCUUUCUUAAGACAAUUGAUCUCACUGGUUGCAAUAUUAAGGGCAACAUUCCCAUUGAUAUCGGCAAUUUAAGUAGAUUGACAUAUAUGUCCCUGGGCGGCAAUGAUUUGGCUGGACCUAUUCCAACUACAAUAGGAAGAUUAAGCAUGCUCGAACGUUUGAAGCUUUUUGGUAAUAGACUAAAAGGUCCAAUCCCUUCCGAUGUCUGUUACUUAGGGAGAUUGGGAGAGUUAUUUUUAGAUGGCAACAAGCUUUCCGGACAGAUUCCCGAAAGCAUAAAUAAUCUGACUUCAUUAAAAUAUCUCAACUUAGCCUUCAACCAAUUAACUUCAAGGAUUCCUUCGAGCUUGUGGAUGCUGACAUAUCUCUUGGAGGUCGACUUGUCAUCCAAUUCCCUAAGUGGGUCUCUUUCAUUAGAUAUUGGAAAUAUGAAGGUCCUGACAAAGUUGAAUUUAUCAAGAAAUCAACUAUCCGGUCAUAUCCCAGAAACAAUUGGUGGGCUCAUAUCUCUACUCAAUCUCUCUUUGGCAGUCAAUCAAUUAGAGGGCUCCAUUCCUAUAUCUUUUGGUGGAUUAGUAAGCUUGGUGGUAUUAGAUCUUGCUGGUAACAACUUAUCUGGAGAGAUACCCAAGUCCUUAGAAGUGCUACGGUAUCUCAAAUAUCUAAAUGUCUCCUACAAUAAACUACGAGGAGAAAUUCCAACACAAGGACCAUUUGUUAACUUCUCAGCUGAAUCAUUCAUGUCAAAUGAUGCGCUUUGUGGUGUGGUUAGACUGAAUGUUCCUACAUGCAAAGACGCUUCUCUUGGACCAAAAAAGGCAAUGGGAGUGCGUAUACUAAAAUAUGUACUGCCCACAUUGGGGUUAACGAUAUUUGUAGUAUCCGUUGUACUAGUCUCAAGAAAACUCCAUGGGAAGAAGAAUUCAAAACUUUCCAACAACAAAGACUCAAUGCCUUUAUCAACAUGGAGAAGAAUUUCCCACCAACAACUUUUACAAGCAACAGAAGGGUUCAGUGCAAACAACUUACUUGGAGAAGGGAGUUUCGGCUCAGUUUAUAAAGGGACACUCUUAGAUGGUACAUAUGUUGCAAUAAAAGUUCUAAACUUGGAACUAGAAGGUGCAUUCAAAAGUUUUGACAUAGAAUGCGAGAUAUUACGACACAUUCGUCAUCGAAAUCUUGUCAAAGUCAUUAGCGUUUGUAGUAACAUUGACUUCAAAGCACUUGUUUUGGAAUACAUGCCCAAAGGGAACCUAGAGAUGUGGUUGUAUUCUAACACCCAUAGCUUGAAUAUGCUACAGAGGCUUAAUAUAAUGAUUGAUGUGGCGGCGGCACUUGAAUACCUUCAUCUUGGUUAUUCAACACCUAUUGUUCAUUGUGAUUUGAAGCCGAGCAAUAUCUUAUUAGAUGAAGAUAUGGUUGGACAUGUUGCAGAUUUUGGCAUCGCCAAACUCGUAAGUGAUGGAAUUUCUCUCACGCAAACAAUGACCAUGGCUACAAUUGGGUAUAUGGCACCAGAGUAUGGAUCUGAAGGAAUUGUUUCAACAAGAGGUGAUGUGUAUAGUUAUGGAAUCUUAUUGAUGGAAACUUUCACAAGAAAUAAGCCCAUUGAUGAUAUGUUUAUCGGCGAAAUGAGCUUAAAGCGUUUAGUAGAGGAAUCAUUUUCGCUUUCGAUACUUGAAGUUAUUGAUUCCAAUUUGCGGAGUAAUGAAAAUGACUAUGCUGCUAUGGAGACCUGCUUAUUUGCAACUAUGGGCUUGGCUUUGCAUUGUUGUGCAGAUUUGCCUGAACAGAGGAUAGAUAUAAAAAAUGUUUUAGCCAGACUUAACAAGAUCAAAUUAAAACAUGCUUCCAAUAUUGCAGGAGAGAAGCAAGGGGUUGAUGUCAGGAAUGUCGGUAAUCCUGGUUUCGACAGCUUGGGCAAGUCUCCUUACUAA